Messenger RNA from Podarcis muralis (Common wall lizard), 825 nucleotides. RefSeq names its product anionic trypsin-like. NCBI's taxonomy places the organism in Eukaryota, Metazoa, Chordata, Lepidosauria, Squamata, Lacertidae. Gene Ontology annotation, molecular function: serine-type endopeptidase activity. The record is from RefSeq and is a predicted model, not a curated record. Gene Ontology annotation, biological process: proteolysis. Gene Ontology annotation, cellular component: secretory granule.
GGUCUACUGACAGACAGGCCCUUCACGGUCUCAUGCAGUGACAUGACAGCCAUGGAGGUGGUUUCACUGGCACUGCUGUUGGUGUCAGGAGCAGCUACGCAGGAAGAGUCACGAAUCAUUGGAGGAACCGCAUGCAUGAAAGGUUUCCAACCUUGGCAUGCAGCCAUCUACGACAUGAACCGGUUCUAUUGCAGCGGAGCUCUGGUGACCAUGGAGUGGGUGUUGACCGCUGCACACUGCAGACUCCCAGGCACCACUUACGUGCGCCUAGGAGUGCACAACAUGUUGCGCAUGGAGGACACUGUACAGCAAAAGAGAGCGGUCCGGCUCGUGCCUCACCCAAACUACGAUUCUGUCAGCAAGGACAAUGACAUCAUGCUGAUCAGGCUCUCCUCUCCAGCGGCCAUCACUGACAGUGUCCAGCCCAUCAACGUGGCCAGUCAGUGCGUUGCUCCAGGAAUGCGGUGCCUUGUGACAGGGUGGGGCAGGACCAGCAGCUCAAGACCAACCAUCCCUGAAGAACUGCAGUGUGUUUAUCUGCCCAUCAUCACGCAGAGCGAGUGUGAGGCAGUGUAUCCUGAUGCCAUCACCGAGAACAUGUUGUGCGCUGGCGUGAGGCAAGGGGGUGCUGACACUUGCCAGGGCGAUUCUGGGGGACCCCUCAUCUGCAACGAAGAACUUCAGGGCAUCGUGUCUUGGGGUCCAGAGGUGUGCGGCCAGCCUGGGAAACCAGGUAUCUAUACCAAGGUCUGCAACUACGUCGGCUGGAUCCGGGAGGUGAUACAGCGCGGGUGACGCCAGCUCAGAGACGAGGCGCACAAAUAA